AUGGAUUCGUGUCCUAAAACACCUGGUAAUGAUGUUCCUGAUUCUGUUAAUUUAGGUUUUAGUGAAAAUUUAAAUUCAACAAAGGUUCCGUCAGUAGAUUUACUUGAUGAUCUCUUUGAGGAAAGCUUAAAUCCUUGGAAAUUUUCUUUGGUUGGUCGUUUAGAUUUGCAAAAAAUUAAGUUCAUCGAUGCUGCUUUAAUUCUCAGAAAUCAAUGGAAAUUAGUUGGACAUUGUAAACUUAUUCCACUAGGAAGGGGUUUCUUCACCAUUAAACUGGAUAAUAAAAUUGAUAGAGCAUAUAUUAAAUCAAGUAUAUGGGAGGUUACAAAUCAAAUUCUUAAAGUCAGAAAUUGGGUUUCAAAUUUUAGGCCAGCAAAUCAAAGGAGUUCCAAAGCUCAUGUGUGGAUCACAUUACCUGGAUUAGGCUUGGAAUUCUGGAGGGAGAAAAUUCUGUUCUCUAUCUGUAAGGAAAUUGGUACACCAAUUAAAAUUGAUGCUGCAACUGCAAAAUGUGAAGUAGGUUAUUAUGCAAAUGUUUUAGUUGAAGUGGAUUUUGCUCAAUCCAAUCCUAACAAAAUAUGGAUGGGCACAAAGCUUGGUGGUUUUUUUCAAGACAUUUUAAUUCCAGAUUGUCCUAAAUUCUGCUCUACCUGCAAAAUUAUUGGUCAAUUAGUUACAGAAUGCAGAGUUGAAAAAAAACAAGAUUUCAGUUACUCAAAGAGCUGGUGUUCAACAAAGACAUAUUCUAAGAAGACAAGUCCAGAACUCUGCUCCUUUUGA
Molecule: messenger RNA, 780 nt
Organism: Papaver somniferum (opium poppy)
Lineage: Eukaryota; Viridiplantae; Streptophyta; Magnoliopsida; Ranunculales; Papaveraceae
Exons: 1
Coding region: 1-780 (259 amino acids)
Source: RefSeq, a predicted model, not a curated record